GACAUUACAGCUUGUGUUGAGGUAAAAAUGAAUCAGUUAGGGAUCGUAUUGACAAUCAUGCAUAGGUCAUGUCAGCUCUUCAUCAACGCUUUCCAACCACAUUUACACCUCUUUUAACUUUUCAGCUUGUCAAAGUACUACAAGUACCUACAAAACAAUACUUGGCCACUCUUACUCCUGAGCAGAGAGAAAAGGAAGAAUCAGUACGAAUCACCAAACAACGCACGUAUCUACGUAUUGCUUGUGAACUUUGGCUUGUAAGCGUAUUACGUAAUGUAGACGAUGGGAUACCUACUUUAUCCAAUGUCAAUUUAGGUGGCGUUGAGACCCACCGUGAUGCAGUUGCAGGAUUGAUUGGUGAGUCCAACAAAAACAAUAACAAUAGCAAGAAGAAUACGAAAUCUGUAGAACAAGGUGGAUUUAUAUACAAGAUCUUAAAAGACAUGCUUGCAAAUGAUACAGAACAUCAUUUUAAUUUACCUCUUGUGGCCUCUUUCCUCAAGAAUUAUGGUCAGAGUGUGUUGGCUAUCGUGCCUCGAAAACAACGAGCAGCAGCAGAUCAACAUCAGGAAUCAAACACAGUAACUAUCGAUCAAGACUCUGUAGUUACCCCCGAUACACAUGCACUUUUAAUGAAUUUGUUUUCAGGCUACUAUAAGACAGUCUGUACUCAUUUGACAAAAAUGCAUAAGCUUGUUCAGAAAAUGAAUCGACAUAAUGAUGAAGUAUUGUUUGCUCGAGGUGAAUUGUCUGAAGAAAACAAGCAGAAAUAUGAAAAGGCAACCAAGGCAUAUGAAAAGCUAUUGAACCAUACACAAACAUUAUCAGAUGCAUUAGAUCAAGAUAUGCCAGAUCUUCCUGUAGAUGAAGCUACAACAAAACAGUCCAUUGUGAGUGCAAACACGAGCAACAUGUUUGUUGAUGGAAAAGAAAAUUUGGGUAAUGGUAUUUGGGAAGAUGAUGAUGCACGCAAGUUUUAUGAAGAUUUACCUGAUCUUCGUAUUUUGAUACCUGAUGUCUUUCUGGAUUCUCAACAACAACAGCCAAAAGAACAAGAACAAGAACAAGAACAAGAACAAGAACAAGAACAGGAACAGGAACAAGAACAAGAAGAAGAGGAAGAGGAAGAGGAUAUAGAAGGAGAAGAACUUAUGGACCCAGCUGAAAUGGUAGAAGAAGCUAUUGAGAACACAGACGAAACCACGGAUGGCACCAACAAACCUUCCACUCAAAGUGUCCAAUUAGACAGUUUGUUGGCUCGUUUACCUACCUGUGCUAAUCGUGACUUGAUUGAUAGCGCUGCAGUCGAUUUCUGUUACAUGAACAAUAAGAAUGCACGCAAAAAACUAGUCAAGACACUCUUAAAUGUUCAACGCCAACGUCUUGAUCUGUUGCCUUACUAUUCUCGGUUGAUUGCUACUCUUAACGUGUAUUUUGCUGAUAUUGGUGAAAUGGCACUUGCUGCCUUGACAUUCGAAUUCAAGGGUCUUCAACGUAAAAAGACACAGGACUUGUUAGAGUCUCGUAUCAAAAACAUUCGGUUCUUGUCUGAACUGACUAAGUUUCGAGUGACACCUGCUCAUACCAUUUUCCAUUCAUUCAAGGUAGCCCUUGAUGAUUUCACAAACCAUAAUAUAGAUAUUGUAUGUAACUUGUUGGAAACCUGUGGUCGCUUCUUGCUCAAGUCACCCGAGACAAGUGCACGUAUGGUUGGUAUGUUGGAGACUGUGAUGCGUAAAAAGAAUGUACAGCAUUUAGACAGUCGAUAUGCACUCAUGGUUGAAAAUGCGUAUUAUCAAGCCAAUCCACCAGAUAAGCCCGCUAUUCAAGUCAAGGAAAGAUCCACUAUGGAACUCUAUAUUCGAAAACUGAUUCAUGAAGACUUAUGUAAGAAGGCUUUGGAUAAGAUUCUUAAGCAGUUACGUAAAUUGCACUGGGAAGAUCCUCAGAUUCAAACAGUCAUGAUCAAGAUCUUUCAAAAGAUUUGGAAAGUCAAGUUUGGCAACAUUCAUUUGAUGGCCAUCUUGGCGAGUGGUCUGAAUCGAUACCAUACUGAUUUUGGCAUUCAAAUUGUGGAUGGUGUGAUAGAAGAAAUCCGUAUUGGAUUAGAACAAAACAUCUUUAAGCAUAACCAGAGACGUAUUGCAGUAGCCAAAUAUUUAGGUGAAUUGUACAAUUAUCGUAUGAUUGAGUCGCCUCUUAUCUUUGACACCUUGUAUUCCAUUGUCACAUUUGGUCAUGAAUAUGGUCGCCCUGCAAGAGAAAGAUAUUGUGCUAUUGAUGCACCUAAUGAUUUCUUCCGUAUUCGUCUUUGUUGUACUUUAUUAGAUACCUGCGGUAUGUGUUUUGACCGAGGAUCUUCCAAGAAGAAGCUUGAUCAUUUCCUUACAUUCUUCCAGAUGUAUGUCUUGAGUAAAAAUAAACCUCCUAUGGAUGUUGAUUUUAUGAUUACGGAUACCCUUGAAAUGCUUCGACCUCAAAUGAGCAUUUUGACUUCGUAUGAAGAAGCCAAUGAAGCAGUUGACCGCAUGCUCCUAGAACAAUUAAAAACUGUCCAAGCAAGUGAAGGUAAACCCUUAAUGGAAGAUGGGUUUGGAGAAAGUGAAGCCUCCGAUUCUUCUUUAAGUGAUGAAGAAGAUGCUGAUAUGCUCGAUGAAGAAGAAAACGAAAGCGGUGAAAAUGAACAAGCCAAUGGCAUUGAGCAAGACGGAGAAGAAGAAGAUGAAGAGGAUGUGGUUAUUCUAAACAACAAACGAGAGCAACAACUUUCCAGAGAGGAAGAAGAGGACUUUGAGCGUGAAUUCAGUAAGAUGAUGAGCGACAGUAUUGAUUCUCGCAAGUUUGAAAAGAAAGCUGCCAUGCUAGAUGUGCCUAUUCCAAUGAACUUGCGAGGUUCACAAGAUCGUCGUACAAUGGUCCAAGGUAUCAAUAAGCCCGAAACAGGAAAAAUGGCAUUUACAUUAUUGACAAAGAAAGGCAACCGACAACAGACUAAAAUUAUGCAAGUGCCUUCAGAUUCAGUGUUGGCUGUAAGCACACGUAGUAAACAAGAAGCUGAAAGAGAAGAACAACAGCAAUUGAAGCAACUUGUGUUGAGUUAUGAAGAAAGAGAAGAAGCAGCAGCUCGUCAAGGUACGUUAGUAAAUGUAUGAUUCGAUUUUUUUUUAUUUUCUUAUGCAUGGUUUAGCUGCAGCUGAUGAAAGGGCGAGAUCAAGAGGUCAAUUCCGCGGUCGAAAAGUACUUCAAAUGAGCGGCGGUGGUGGCGCUGGUAGCGGAGGUAGUUUUUCUGGCUGGUAAAGAACAAAAAGAAAAGAAGAAAAUGCGGGGUAUAUUUACAAGCAUUAAUUCAUGCAUCUGCAAAAAUAGAAAGAAAGUUUAAUCCUAAUGAUUGGUAUUUUAUUGUUCAUUUGACAGUGACAUUAGCCCAAAAAAAUUAAUAUAAAACACCAAUAAGAAUCAUCCAGAAUCUUACAACCUGAA
Messenger RNA from Gilbertella persicaria, 3480 nucleotides. RefSeq names its product armadillo-type protein. The coding region runs from base 69 to 3152 and encodes 1027 amino acids. Gene Ontology annotation, biological process: nuclear-transcribed mRNA catabolic process, nonsense-mediated decay. Gene Ontology annotation, molecular function: protein binding; RNA binding. The record is from RefSeq and is a predicted model, not a curated record. NCBI's taxonomy places the organism in Eukaryota, Fungi, Mucoromycota, Mucoromycetes, Mucorales, Choanephoraceae. Gene Ontology annotation, cellular component: exon-exon junction complex; cytoplasm. The transcript has 6 exons.